This is a messenger RNA of Exaiptasia diaphana, 1224 nucleotides long. RefSeq names its product protein ALP1-like. The transcript has a single exon. The coding region runs from base 1 to 1224 and encodes 407 amino acids. NCBI's taxonomy places the organism in Eukaryota, Metazoa, Cnidaria, Anthozoa, Actiniaria, Aiptasiidae. The record is from RefSeq and is a predicted model, not a curated record.
AUGCAUUUAAACGAUUUACAACUUCUAUCACUCUUGUAUGUGCUCCUGAGCUUCACUUUUACAGCUGGAAAUAUCCAACGAGCUGUAUUGCUGGCAUGUAUUCAAAGAAAUAGGGCUUUACGGCUACAAAUAUUAACAACGAUUCGAAGAAGGCAUGCCAUUCAAAGACGUCGACGUCGACGGCGCUUCUGGAUGUUACCACGACCACGAGUUUCAUGGUUUGAAAUGUUUUAUAGAAAUUGUGUGAUCCCAGAUGAGUAUUUUAAAGAACAACUGCGUUUGAAGACAAAUACUUUUGAACUUCUUUUAAAUGUACUCAGACCGGCACUGACCCGCCAAAACACUUUCUUACGUGACUGUAUCCCACCAGCCAAAGUUCUAUCUCUUGGCCUUUACCGUCUUGCUCAUGGUAACUCAUAUAAUACGAUAGCUGCUACUUUCAAUGUUGGGAAAUCUACUGUAAUCGAAGCUGUUCAAGAUGUAGUAGAAGCAUUGUGUGACAUACGAGAAAAUUACAUAAAAUUCCCUUCCUCAGAGGAUGAAAUCGUAGAGUCAAGCGAAACCUUCGAUGAUCUGACAGAUAUUCCUAAUGUUGUGGGCGCUAUAGACGGUACGCACAUUAGAAUAAAAAAAACAAAUGACAGUGGACCAGAUUACUUCAGUCGCUACCAGCAAUAUGAUGUUGUUGUCCAAGGAGUUGUAAAUGGAGAUAAAAAAUUUAUUCAUGUAGCAGCUGGUUUCCCUGGAAGCAUGCAUGAUGCUAGAGUUUUUAAAAAUAGUAGUUUAUACCACAAAAUUGCUACUGGCGAGUUUUUACAGGCACCAACCGUUAGAGUUGAAAAUAGAGACAUAAAACCCUUGCUUUUGGGUGACAGUGCAUAUCCCCUGACAACUUUUAUUCUUAAGCCUUACCCCGAAAAUACAAGAGACCCCAAGGAAGUACAUUUCAACAAGGAACUUUCACGUGCAAGGGUAUCAGUUGAAUGUGCUUUUGGAAUGCUAAAAGGACGUUGGAGGAUACUCCAAAAACGAUUGGACAGCAACAUUGCAUUUGUAUCCAAAAUUAUCACUGCAUGUUGUGUACUACACAAUUUUUGUCUCGAUGCUGACGAUGUUUGGGAUGUAGACGAUGACAAUCAAAACCAUAAUGCAGCAUUUCAAAACAUUGAUGCAGGCGGGGAAGACUUGAGAGAUUUUCUCAAAAACUAUGUAUGGAGCCUUUAA